CGUUCUUGAUCCCCACAGCUCCCAACCCUCCCACGAUUACAGAAGAGUUCUGCACAGCUUCCUAUGAUACCAUCACCGUCCACUGGACCUCUGAUGAUGAAUUCAGUGUGGUUUCCUAUGAGCUCCAGUACACCAUAUUCACCGGACAAGCCAACGUUGUUAGUCUGUGUAACUCUGCCGAUAGCUGGAUGAUCGUGCCCAACAUCAAGCAGAACCACUACACGGUCCACGGUCUGCAGAGCGGCACCAAGUACAUCUUCAUCGUCAAGGCCAUCAACCAGGCGGGCAGCCGCAGCAGCGAGCCUGGGAAGUUGAAGACAAACAGCCAGCCAUUUAAACUGGACCCCAAAUCUGCACAUCGAAAGCUGAAGGUGUCCCACGAUAACUUGACAGUAGAACGUGAUGAGUCAUCAUCCAAAAAGAGCCACACGCCCGAACGCUUCACCAGCCAAGGGAGCUAUGGCAUAGCUGGAAAUGUGUUCAUUGAUAGCGGUCGGCAUUACUGGGAAGUGGUCAUAAGUGGGAGCACAUGGUAUGCCAUCGGCCUUGCUUACAAAUCGGCCCCGAAGCAUGAGUGGAUUGGGAAGAACUCUGCUUCUUGGGCACUGUGCCGCUGUCACAAUAACUGGGUGGUGAGACACAACAGUAAGGAAACCCCCAUCGAGCCAGCCCCCCACCUCCGGCGCGUCGGCAUCCUGCUGGACUAUGACAAUGGUUCCAUCGCCUUCUACGAUGCUUUGAACUCCAUCCACCUCUACACCUUUGACAUCACCUUCUCACAGCCUGUGUGCCCCACCUUCACAGUGUGGAACAACUGCUUGACCAUUAUAACUGGCCUUCCAAUCCCAGACCAUCUGGACUGCACAGAGCAGCUGCCGUGAGCACCUGGCCACGUGGAGCUGCUUUCUGGGGAAUACAAAGGGUCGUGGCCACCAUUUCAGGGACGGAGAAAGCACAGGCUUCCAGAGUGUGAUUAAAUGUCGCCAAAAAGUG
Ailuropoda melanoleuca (giant panda) is the source of this 993-nucleotide messenger RNA. Its product is annotated as E3 ubiquitin-protein ligase Midline-1-like. Lineage: Eukaryota; Metazoa; Chordata; Mammalia; Carnivora; Ursidae. Gene Ontology annotation, molecular function: protein binding. The record is from RefSeq and is a predicted model, not a curated record. Gene Ontology annotation, cellular component: cytoplasm. Gene Ontology annotation, biological process: regulation of microtubule cytoskeleton organization.